CGGGCAGGAGGCGGCGGCGGCCCCGCCAGCACAGGAAGUCGCCCCGCCGCGAGAGGAGGGAGCAGGCGGAGCUCUGCAGCUCGGCCGAGGACUUGUUUUCUGUCUUCAUGGAAGCUGUGAAGGUACAAGUCUACUUCAGAUGCAAGCAGCUGAGUUCCAGAAUUCAAUUACUGCGUCACAUUGAAUGAACAGGAGUUUUCCGUACAUCUUUCCUUAAAAACAGACUUUAGCUAAAGUGAUUUUUGGAUUGAAAACGAUGGGUAGGAAAGAUGCCUCUACAGCAAGGACUCCUGUUGACCAAUACAGGAAGCAAAUAGGAAAACAAGAUUAUAAGAAAACCAGGCCUAUGUUAAGAGCUACAAGAUUAAAAGCAGAGGCCAAGAAAACUGCACUAGGCGUUAAGGAAGUUGCCCUUGUCUUUGCAGCUAUACUGGUAUUUUUGUUGGCUUUUUAUGCUUUCUUUUAUCUUAACAUUUCCAAUGAAGUUGACCUUGAUCUGGAUCCAGAUGAAAACUAGCAGAUGCAAUGAAUCUAUCAUCACGAUUUCUUCAACAAGACUACAUAGGAACACACUGUCCCUCACUGUGAGACAGUAAAUUGUGCCAUUUCUUGCAGUCCAAAUUCAUAAGAAAGUUUUGCAAUAUGUCAGUCACUUUUACAUUCCAGGUCUCCAAAAUAAGAGAACACUGAAGCAUUGCAAGUAUAGUUGGUUAACACCAAGGCUAGGAGCAGCAGUAGUUUAUUGUUUACAUUAUUUUUUUCCUCAGGCAGAGAAAUUUGAUAUCAAAAGACAGGUACUAUUAUUAUAAUGGAUAUUGAUGCUGACUUCGCAGGAGGAGAGCCUGCCUUGAUUAAAUUUAGGAAUCAAAGCUUCCUAAUAGCCAAAUUAGUUUCCUUUUCCUUUCCCCAAAGAAAGCAGAAAUAUGAAAUAAAAGUAUUUUCUUGAUUUGUAUUUACAUUUUAUCAAAAAAAAAAACCCUCAUCCUUUCUCUUUUUAUCUUUCUUGUGCAUGUGUGCACACACACGCACACAAAGAGGGAAGAAAUUGUAGGGAAAAAUCUUUUUAGAAGCAGGCAGUCUGUCACCUCCUAUAUGGACUUAAUUUUAUGUCAUCCUAGAUUCUGUGUGCCCAUAUAUCUGCAGUAAUCUUUUUCAUUCUUUUGCCAACUGUUCAGCACACAUGUGUUCUGUCAGAAAUGGCACCUGGAUGACAGAAGUUCUAACAUUCACAUAUGCCUUUGAAACACAGUUCUUUGCCUCCUGUGCUGUCUGAACUAGUGUAAAUAGAAAGUUCAGUUGAUGUUGGUUUUAAUUAAUAUAUUGCUCUAUUAUUAGUAUGAAGUCAAAAUAAUGUUUUAAUUAUACUCUUCCUGCUGGCUGUGCUAUCAUCUUGCUCUACCUGUUAGGGGAUGUUGUAAAAAAGAAUUGCUUUCCAGCUACACAAUCAUUUAAAUCACCGAACUAAUGUAAGAAGUUGUAAGUAUUAGGAAACCUUUUUUUUUUUUUUUUUUUUCCCUUGCAUACUAAUAAUUGGGAAAGUCUUGGCUCCAUGACAUCCUUCAGUUCUUGCAAAGUAUCUUUCAGAAUACGUUCUGUAGAUAACAUUUCUGAUCCCUUUGAUAACCACAAACAACUUGAAGAAGUCGGUAUGUCAAAGCAGCUGCAGGGAGCUGUAAAAGUCUGGCUUUAUGCUGUUCUGCUUUAGCUUUGGCAUAUAACUGAGCUUGUGGCUGUAAAGGUUCAGUUUUGAUCCUUUUAAAAAUUUGGUCUCUCUGUAGUUCGGAUUCACUUUGAUACCAAGAAAAGCCUAGAGCCACUGGUGCUGAAUGGGGCAAGGGAGUUAGGAGGAUUGACUUCCAGAAAAGUUAUUAUAAUUCUGGAAUUCUGUUAGCAAACUAGCUUGGCUUUAUCUUUGAUACCAAUUUCAGGGAUGAAUGUUUAGUUGCAACUGACUUGUUCCAGAAAUGCCUGACUAAGUUGUCUUAUAGUGAAUUUGAGGACAAAGGGAUACAAAUUACAGCAAACAUUAUAAUGGAAAAUGUAUUUCUUUUAAGUUGACAUAGUCCCAUUAUCACCAGUUAAGGAACUUCAAUCAAUUCAGUUAAUUCUUAAACCAUACAGUAAUUAUGACCAUAUAAACUGAUUCUUUAAGGAUCCACUUCUUACCUGUCAUACUUUUCAUUCACUUUAUACAAUGCAAAAUAAUUUCUUUAGAAAUUCAGAAUACAAGAGUCUUCCAAGAAUAUGAAAGAACAGCAUAAACAUAUAUGUGCAAAUAUUUCUCAUUUUCUAGCAAUGACUGUUACAGACACAAAACCCUAACUUUUAUGCAUUCAUGUGACCUGUAGUCCACUACUACUUGCACGCAUGACCAAAUGCUUAGCAACAUGUUGCAUUUGCGGUGAAACAGUACCUGACACAUGGCCUGGCUUUGGGUGGAGGGAAGAGCAUAUCAAAAACUGUCUCCUUGGAUAUGGCACUUUGCCGGUGCCACACCAUAUGUCACAGAAGCUGCAAAACUUUCCUCUUACUUUGCAUGAACAAUUUUCCUGUUACAUAAAACUGCAUUCUUAAUGUCUGCAUGCAGCUCUCUGAGUGAUGUGUAGUUAUCCCCUUCAUGCAGGUUGUCUUGUAACUGGCUUUCUGAAUCUGCUACAUUAAAAAGCAAGCUAUUCAUACUGUCAAAUUUAUGAACAUGAAGUUCCUAGAAUAGGAAGAUUGCAUUUCCUAUCUUUAUGACUCACAGACAAAAUCUGAAGUGUGUAUAUGUGUGACUGAAGCAGUUUCCCUGAUUUGUGGCAUAUCAAUCCAUAUUUCCCACAAGUGCCAUAGUUUGCAGUUUGUCUGUUGGCUUUGUUUAGGUUUAGGCUUUUUCAUUCACUUGGAAGUUACUCUCAUGUAACAAGAAAAUUCCCUUUUGUUCAGGUAAUCUGGAUAGAUUUAUGUUCAGUCUACAUAGAAGCACAUGGCAAAUAUUGCAACAAAUACACUUUCAUCAGUACAAUAAUUUCUGUAAAUAUCUCAAUAGUUUUGUAAACCUAAAAGCUCCCACUUUGCAUCAAAUUAUUCAUUGUUCGUUUUCUAAAAGGCUCAAGCACAACAAUAUUAGCAAUGAAGCUUGAUUCUGAGUUUACUAAUUUAUGAUUCUCCUGAGUUCACUGAAAUUACAACUGACUUACUCCAAGGGAAAAUCAGAAUCUGACCUCAAGUUACUUCAGCUUUCCAGAAUGCUACGUUGUCCAUGCUUGGUAUUUUAUAGUAGAGGCUGAUUUUAAUCUUGCAAAUCAUGGUUUAUUUUGCCCUUAAUUGUAUCUGAGAUUGAAAUAUGCCUCUUGGGUUUUGGACCACCUGUCUUUGUAUGAGUUUCUCAGUGUUUAUUUUAAUAAUAAAUGUAUUUUUCCUAUUUUUGUGCUUUUAUUAAUGUUGGGUGUGUCACAUGGAAUCGUAUAUACAUUUGAAAGGACAUUAAAGCAAUUAGAACAGUGUUCAAAUGUGAGCAGUGAUACUCACCAGUUUUAAAAUACCUAGGUUAUUCUAAGCAGUUCUAACCUCUAAGCUUAUAUUAAAAAUAAGCAUAGCCUAUGAAUACUUAAAAGACAAUAAAGAUAACUUCCCUUGGCAUCCUACCCAAUACCAGUAGAGCUAAUCUCCUUCUGACAACAAAGUUGUUCUGUGUGGCUCCCAUCAGGUUCGCACAGAUUGACUUUAUAAUAUUUUAUAAACUUGUUUCCAAGAAAGAUUGCUGAUCAAGCCGUUUACACAGCAGCCAUGGCUUAACAGGGUGGUUUUUUUCAAGGAUAUUCACCUCUGGGCAAGGGGUAGACAUCAGUACUGUUGUUGCUCUCUGUUUGUGGAGUAAACUGAACUUCUUUCUAGCAAAGGUUGUGGAGGAAAUGCCUGUACUAGGUCCUUGUGCUGUGAGUGGAAGCAUAUGUCCCACCUGGAGGUCUCAGGCUAGGAAGGCACAGAAGUCUUCCAGCAGUGAUUUUGCUCAGUAAAUCUUCCCUUAGCAGUUUUCCUUUUCCCUUUGAUCCUACAAAAGCAGAACCAGUGUAGACUGUCUCAGGACAGAAGCCGCAAUAUGGUAGUUUUACUAGUGCUGCUGGUGAACAUUGCCAAGGAAAGGCUUUAACUCUACUUUCUAGAGUCCAUAAAUAUAUUUUAUUAGAAGCUUAGAAGACAUGUUAAGCAUUUCCCUAAUAGACCCUGGAGAUGUAUUUAAACUUUUCUGGAGGAAUGCUUUAUAUAAAGUUCAGUGUUGUGUAUGACAUAGACAUGUGAUUUGGGAUCUGUCAUAGCUCCUUCGAUGCAUCAGAGCAGCUGUAGCAGGGGCAACAUGUAGACUCUGAGAUUAUGCUGCAACAUGUAACUGCAAACAUACACAACAUGAGCAAACUCAUCUGCUUGCUUAGGUGUCAUUUUGGGUAGUUGACCUAAGAAGCUGUGUUUGAAAACAAACAGUUUUUAAACAACCACUCUAAAUGAAGGCACAGUUAAAACCAUACAAAACUGCUCAUCCCUUUUCCAUGAUAAUUGCUGCCAUGGAAGAGGCUUAUCUGCUGACUUUGGGCCAAGUUUUGAAUACUGCCCUUUAAAGGGAGGAAAAUGUUGUUAACUGUUCCUAGUAGAGUGAUGUUUAAUUUGGCUCUAAUAGGGAACUGUGCCUAUAAGGCACAACUGAACCAGUUGGUGAAAGUCAAAUGCAUUCAGGACAAUUCUCAGUAAAGGACUGCACUUGAAAUGCAGACUAGGCAAGGUAGAGUGCCAACUGACAGGGUACUACAGAUCUUGUUUGCAUUUCAAGUUUUACUUACAGUAGCAUAAUAAUUAGUGAUGCUUAUGACUAAGAAAAUAACAAUAUGGCACAUCAAUAAGACGGCAGAAAUGUGAUGUUGGAACUGCUUCUUAAGAGAUUCUGUAGUGGAUUAUGCCGGCACUUUGGGAAAAUGAAGCCAUGAGAUGAAUAAACUGGCAAAGAUUGUGAUCUUAUGCUUACAAUAUUUUUCCCUGGAAGAGCCGACAGAGAUAUUUUGCAACAGUUUUCCCCAUCAUCCUCUUAGUUUGCUGUAAUACAUUCUUUUGUAGAUGUAUUUCUACACUUUUCCAAGAGUGGAAAAUUAUUUUUUGUAAUUCAUGAGUGCAUUUAAUUGACAGAAUCCUCUACUCUUUCUUUUAUGCCCCCUCAAUCACUACCAAAUUGGUGGAAAGACAGCCAAAAUGUUAGGUACCAGUGUCUCUCAAGCAGAUGUCACACCACUAUUUUUUAGCUCGUUUAAAUGAAUAAACAUGUUAAACUGUGAAAUAUUACAUUUUAGAUUUUUUCAUUAAAAGAAAAAAACGGACAAUCUGUUUACUGUCCUUAAUUAAGACAACAAUCCUGGUGGUUGCCAGUUUUGGCAGUUGUAAUGAUGAACUAUAAAUAUUGGGACAAAUCAACUAACUAGUGAUUGUAGAGGAUAGUUCAAGUAGAAGCCUCAUUCUGCAUGACUAUUUUUUUUUCUAACUUCUAUAAUUGUUAUACUGGUUUUGCAUGUUAAAACCACGGACAAAUACAGUCAUAAAUAAAUACUCGUCAAACAGUA
Molecule: messenger RNA, 5582 nt
Organism: Apus apus (common swift)
Lineage: Eukaryota; Metazoa; Chordata; Aves; Apodiformes; Apodidae
Gene: TRIQK
Product: triple QxxK/R motif containing
Exons: 6
Coding region: 257-517 (86 amino acids)
Cellular component (GO): endoplasmic reticulum membrane
Source: RefSeq, a predicted model, not a curated record